AUGACCAGCCAGUCUCAGGGAAUCCAGCAGCUUUUGCAGGCAGAAAAACGUGCCAAGGACAAACUGGAGGAAGCCAAAAAAAGAAAGGGUAAAAGGCUGAAGCAGGCCAAGGAAGAAGCCACAGCUGAGAUAGACCACUACAGACUACAGAGGGAGAAGGAAUUUAGAAACAAGGAAACAAACGUAAUGGGCUCCCAAAGUAACCUCUCUGCCAAAAUAGAAGAGCAAACAACAGAAGCCAUCCGAAACCUCACAAGCAGCUACCACAAGAACAUGGAGAGCAUGAUGAAAAAGCUCUUGAGCACAAUAUUUGACAUCAGCCCUGAAAUUCACCCAAACUUCAGACCUGCAGUUUAAGAUUCAUUGAUGUGUUUGCAAAGCAAAGUAGCCUUCUUGCUUGAUAAGCAUAAAUACUUUCUCAUCUAUUGUUUCUGUAUGUGUGAGAAAAAAAGAGCACUGAAGCCAAAAGCUCACAAUUUCACACAGGCUUUUGAUGUGACAGGAAUUAUACAGGGUUUCACAAGCAUUUGUUGGAAUAUUGUUUCCUGUGGCUAAGCCCCUGUCA
This is a messenger RNA of Melozone crissalis (California towhee), 565 nucleotides long. It is a transcript of the gene ATP6V1G3, whose product is annotated as ATPase H+ transporting V1 subunit G3. Gene Ontology annotation, molecular function: proton-transporting ATPase activity, rotational mechanism. The transcript has 3 exons. The record is from RefSeq and is a predicted model, not a curated record. NCBI's taxonomy places the organism in Eukaryota, Metazoa, Chordata, Aves, Passeriformes, Passerellidae. Bases 1 to 357 code for a protein of 118 amino acids. Gene Ontology annotation, cellular component: vacuolar proton-transporting V-type ATPase complex. Gene Ontology annotation, biological process: proton transmembrane transport.